AUGGAGUAUCUUAAUUUAUUAAAGAUUUAUAGUUUUUACGAGUUUACAGUAUGUCUAAUAAAGCUUUAAUAUAAAAAAAGUGAAUUAUGUUAAUUAGUUGAACAUAAAAAUAAUAGUGCUGAAUUUAUUAAUGUAAAAGGUUAUAUUGUUCAAUCGAAAAUGAAAAGUUUGAUUAAUGAGUUAUUAUGGUGA
This is a messenger RNA of Paramecium sonneborni, 192 nucleotides long. Lineage: Eukaryota; Ciliophora; Oligohymenophorea; Peniculida; Parameciidae. The record is from the annotation of a GenBank genome assembly.